Messenger RNA from Cercospora beticola, 1645 nucleotides. RefSeq names its product rRNA-processing protein SOF1 (gene SOF1). Gene Ontology annotation, molecular function: protein binding. Gene Ontology annotation, biological process: maturation of SSU-rRNA from tricistronic rRNA transcript (SSU-rRNA, 5.8S rRNA, LSU-rRNA). Gene Ontology annotation, cellular component: nucleolus; small-subunit processome. The record is from RefSeq and is a predicted model, not a curated record. Lineage: Eukaryota; Fungi; Ascomycota; Dothideomycetes; Mycosphaerellales; Mycosphaerellaceae.
AUCGUCUCUUCGUUCGCGACUUUCUUGCGACGAACAUGGCUGCACGAUGAAAAUCAAAGCGCUCACCCGCUCGACGAGCUCCAUCCAAACUCCCGGCAGCGAUGUUGCUCGCCAACCUCGAAAUCUCGAUCCCGCAGUGCACCCAUUCGAGCGGGCACGAGAAUACACACGCGCUCUAAAUGCCACGAAACUUGAGCGCAUGUUUGCUGCGCCUUUUGUCGCUCAACUGGGAAGAGGUCAUGUGGACGGAGUAUACUCUCUAGCCAAGGACCCGAAAGCACUCGAGCGGCUCGCAAGUGCCAGUGGCGAUGGUGUCGUAAAAGUCUGGGACCUUCCCACGCAAGCAGAAGUGUGGCAGACACAAGCACACCAGAACCUGGUCAAGGGCAUAUGCUGGACACAAGAUCAAAAGUUAUUGAGUUGUGGGACAGAUCGAUAUGUCAAGCUUUGGGAUCCGUAUAACACUGCAAGCGGCAGCAAACCACUCGCGAUGUGGACAGGGACCAAUGCGUUCUCUUCGUUGACCAUGCACCGGCAUGAGCGCAACUUUGCUGUCGCGGCAUCUGCCACGGUGCAGGUCUUCGAUGUUGAUCAUCCUUCAGAUACACCACUCCAGAGCCACACUUUCACAGGUGCGAUCGACACGAUAACUGAUCUGAAAUUCAAUCAGUCCGAGACUUCGAUUCUAGCAGCAGUAUCGAAUGACAGCUACUUGACAUAUUACGACCUCCGGACAUCCUCCGCACUGCACCGACAGAAGCUUCGUAUGGCUGGUAACAGCAUUGCUUGGAAUCCGAUCGAGCCAUUCAAUAUCGCAGUGGGGAAGGAGGACCAUGACAUCAAUAUCUUCGAUAUGCGGAAUCCUACCAAGGCCCUCAACACACUCAAGGACCAUGUAUCUGCAGUCAUGUGUGUAGAUUGGUCGCCAACUGGACAGGAACUCGUCUCAGCCUCGUACGAUCGAUCUAUUCGAUUAUGGACACCCCUCAAAUCUGGCCGCAGCCGAGAACCAUAUCACACCAAGCGCAUGCAGCGUGUCUUCUCGUGCACCUUCACCGGAGACUCAGCAUACGUCCUUUCUGGAUCAGAUGACGGUAACGUCCGCCUGUGGCGUUCGAAUCCUAGCGAGCGAAAUGGCAUCAAGUCUGCAAGGGAAAGGCAGAAGAUCGAAUAUGACCAGGCACUAAAGGAGAGGUGGAAGCAUAUGCCAGAGAUCAAGAGAAUCGCUAGACACCGACAUUUACCCAAGGUGAUCAAGAAGGCCGGCGAGAUCAAGACUGAAGAAUUGCAGGCGAUCAAGCGACGCGAGGAGAACGAGAGGAAGCACACGCGAGCUGGUCAGAAGAAGAGGAGAAGUGAAAGGGAAAAAGCCGUUGUGGCCGUGGAGCAGUAAUCUCACGAAACCUCUUCUUACGACUUUGAUGUUUACAGCAUGGCGACGGAGUUCCGGAUGAUCAGCAUUCAGAGGUGCGACAUGAUAACGCGACUGGGGAUAGUCGAAUGUAGCAAAAAGUAGUUGUACGUUUACCAUAGCAAUUCUCCAACGAAAGACAUGGUCGAUGGCGAGUCAAGUCGUCCGUCGUCCAAUCAAGUUCAAGGUUCCGGCUCGGAUGUUUCCGCUUCCGUCCAGUUCUUUGCCUCUCUU